AUGAGUGAGUCGAAAGUUGAGGUUGCUGUUGAUGCACAAGAGAAUGCCAAGGGCGCUAAUGUUAGUGGGAGAUCGUGGAAGGUUGUGAAAACACCGUUCAGGACGAAGAGCGAUGCGAUGAAGAAUAAGAAACUGUCCUCUUGGGAAUUGAAGAAACAGAAAAGAUUGGAGGAUCUGCAGUUCAAGAACAAGCUUAAGGCUUUAAAGGACGAGAAGGAGGAACAGCGCAAGGGUCGUAUUCAGGCCAUUCGUGAAAGAAGAGAAAAGAAGGAAGAAAAGGAGAGAUACGAGAGGCUUGCUGAGAAGAUGCAUGCUAAGAAGGUAGAAAGAAUGAGAAGAAGAGAAAAGAGAAAUAAGGCUUUGAAAGAACGUUAA
This is a messenger RNA of Huiozyma naganishii CBS 8797, 375 nucleotides long. RefSeq names its product Cgr1p (gene CGR1). The transcript has a single exon. NCBI's taxonomy places the organism in Eukaryota, Fungi, Ascomycota, Saccharomycetes, Saccharomycetales, Saccharomycetaceae. The coding region runs from base 1 to 375 and encodes 124 amino acids. The record is from RefSeq and is a predicted model, not a curated record.